AUGGCUUCGAAGAUCAUUGUUCUUGGAGGCGUAAACUGCCAAUUGCAAGCAGUGUUUACAAAGCUGGCCAAAUUGCAGGUCAAACAAAACUUUGCCUUUGCAAUUGUCGUCGGAAAUCUCUUCGGUGAUUGCUCAACGGAGAGUGAGCUCGACGAGAUCUCUGCUUUACUCCAGGGGAACAUCAAUGUCCCCCUCCCAACGUAUUUCACAAUUGGUGAUUUGCCGCUUCCAACUCGGAUAGUAGAAAGGAUCGAAGCCAACGAUGAAGUGUGCCCGAAUCUGUACUUCCUUGGCAAGCGAGGUACGCUGAAGACUUCGGAGGGAAUCCGCAUUGCUGCCCUUGGUGGCAAGUUAGCAAGUGCAGAUUCACACAAGCCCGAAAGUAAUGCUAGUGGCAAAUUUCAAUCAACAUAUGGCGAAUCUGAUGCCCGUGCGCUUUUCGGCACACACAGCGCCGAUAUUCUUAUCACGAACCAAUGGCCCAAGGGGAUUCGAGUUGGCUCAAAAGCACCCUUGCCAGAAGACCAGAGCGUUUUAACGGCCGAAGUACAGUGUGUGGCUGAUAUCUGUGCCACUCUAAAACCUCGCUACCAUUUCUCUGCAUCCGACCCAUUCUUCUAUGAACGAGAGCCAUUCUUCCACAUGCCGACAGAAGACAGCCCUGAUGUUAAGCCAUUAACGCGCUUCAUCUCCAUGGCAUCAUUCCAGUCGAAGCAGAAAUCAAUGUACGCCUUCUCGCUAGAUCCACAGGCUGCACCGCCACUCACAGUUCCGGCGGGUGCAACUGCAUCCCCUUUGUCCGCUCCUCAAUCUAAGCGCAAAGGACUUCCUACUCAGCGGGAAUCAUUUCAGCGCUUUGCGCCAACGGAUGGUGACAGUCACCGCCCACACAAACGUCAGCGCGAGCGUGCUCCUCCUCCGGGCCCGGACCAAUGCUUCUUUUGUCUCUCCAACCCCAACAUCGCCACACAUCUCAUCACUUCUAUCGGUGACGAAAGCUAUCUCACAACAGCUAAGGGUCCCCUGCCACCAACUGAUUUCUUCUCUUCUCUCGGCUUCCCUGGCCACAUGCUCAUUAUUCCAUUCUCUCACUCCCCAACGCUAAAUUCAAUUCAAGACCCGGAAUCCCGUGCAUCUACCUACAACGAGAUGCAGCGUUACCGCACAGCCUUGCACAAAAUGGUCACAGACCGCUCAGGUGGCAAGCUCGGUGCUGUAACGUGGGAAGUUAGUCGCACAAAUGGAAUACAUACACACUGGCAAUUCCUCCCUGUUCCAAUCGAUCUGAUCCGUGAUGGGCUUGUCGACGCCGCUUUCAAAGUCGAAGCUGAAAAUCUCAAAUACCCCCGUUUUUCUACCAUCCCAGUAUCAGAAUCAAAGGGCGCGGAAGAGGCAGGCGAUUUUUUCCGACUGUGGAUCUGGAACUCGGUGGACACAGAUGGGUCUGCAGAGGCUGGUGCAGCGUCGAGUGAAGAGAAAAUGCUCAUGCUGGAGCUAUCGCAAGACUUCCGGUUUGAUCUCCAGUUCGGUCGUCGCGUGAUGGCCAAGCUACUGGAGCUGGAUAAGCGAAUGAACUGGAGGGAUGCAACCCAGACUAUUCAGGAAGAAGAGGCUGAUAGCGCGGCGUUCAAGGAAGCGUUCCAGAAGCAUGACUUUGCUCUGGAGUAA
Messenger RNA from Penicillium longicatenatum, 1668 nucleotides. RefSeq names its product CwfJ domain protein. The coding region runs from base 1 to 1668 and encodes 555 amino acids. Gene Ontology annotation, molecular function: RNA lariat debranching enzyme activator activity. Gene Ontology annotation, cellular component: post-mRNA release spliceosomal complex. The record is from RefSeq and is a predicted model, not a curated record. Gene Ontology annotation, biological process: mRNA splicing, via spliceosome. The transcript has 2 exons. NCBI's taxonomy places the organism in Eukaryota, Fungi, Ascomycota, Eurotiomycetes, Eurotiales, Aspergillaceae.